Oncorhynchus mykiss (rainbow trout) is the source of this 8531-nucleotide messenger RNA. It is a transcript of the gene hecw1a, whose product is annotated as HECT, C2 and WW domain containing E3 ubiquitin protein ligase 1a. Gene Ontology annotation, cellular component: cytoplasm. The record is from RefSeq and is a predicted model, not a curated record. Gene Ontology annotation, molecular function: protein binding; ubiquitin protein ligase activity. Gene Ontology annotation, biological process: ubiquitin-dependent protein catabolic process; regulation of dendrite morphogenesis; protein ubiquitination. Lineage: Eukaryota; Metazoa; Chordata; Actinopteri; Salmoniformes; Salmonidae.
UCUAUCGGAUGGGAAUAUGCUCUACUCAUGCGUCGACAUCAGCCGGGACGUUUGGGCUUCAAUUUCUACGUUUUAAACAUGGAUUUCUGUGAAAUCCCCCGCUCGACUUGAUAGUCACGUUUGGGAUUUAUUGCUCGCAAUUGGAGUAUGAUUCACCGACAAGUUAUUUUAUCCCAGGAUUUGAUGUGCUUUGAGUUGACGACACAUAAUGCUGCUGAACCUGUGUAGUGUUAAGAACUUGUACCAAAACAGGUUCCUGGGCCUGUCCGCCAUGGCGUCGCCGUCGCGCAGCGCCCAGAGUCGGCGGCGCUGCAAGGACGCUGGGACGCGUUACAGCUACAGCCCCGAGCAGUACCCCAACGGUGGGCCCCGGCACGACCACGCCACCGCCCUGGCCCUGCAGCCCCGCUCUACUAGCGAUGCUGACCUGGUCACCUCGGACAGCCGCUCAACGCUGACCGUCAGCACCUCCCACUACGCCAUCAGCCAGUCCCAGGACAUGCUCAUCUGCUGGGACAUCAAGGAGGAGGUGGAUGCCGGGGACUGGAUCGGCAUGUACCUCAUAGAUGAGGGACUGUCGGAGAACUUUCUGGACUAUAAGAACCGGGGAGUGAACGGCUCCCACAAAGGCCAGAUAGUGUGGAAGAUCGAUACCAGCUCCUACUUUGCAGAUUCGGAGACUAAGAUAUGCUUCAAGUAUUACCACGGUGUGAGCGGAGCCCUGCGAGCCACCACACCCAGUGUGACAGUGAAGAAUGCAUCUGCCCCUGUGCUGAAGCCAGUGGUCAGCCAGGAGGUCACACAGAGUCUUGGCAACAGAAGGCUCAUCAGUUUCUCUCUCUCAGAUGUCCAAGCGGUGGGGCUGAAGAAGGGCAUGUUCUUCAACCCUGACCCCUACCUGAAGAUCGCCAUCCAGCCCGGCAAGCACAGCCUCUACCCCGCGCUGCCCCACCACGGCCAGGAGAAACGCUCCCGCAUUGUCUGCAACACCAUCAACCCUGUUUGGCAGAGAGAGCGCUUCAGCUUUGUGUCUCUGCCUACGGACGUGCUGGAGAUCGAGGUGAAGGACAAGUUUGCUAAGAGCCGGCCCAUCAUCAAACGUUUCCUGGGCAAGCUGUCCAUGCCGGUGCAGAGGUUACUGGAGAAACACGCCAUCGGGGACCGUGUGGUGAGCUACUCUCUUGGCCGCAGGCUGCCGACGGAUCAUGUUAGUGGACAGUUGCAGUUCAGAUUUGAGAUGAUGUCCUCAAUUCACCCAGAUGACGAGGACAUCUCCCUCGUCAUGGAGUGCCCUGUGGUCCCUGACCCUGAGCAGUUGGAGGUAAACCAGGUAGACCCAGUCGCCCCAGCAGAGAUCCCUGUCGAAGACACAUUGAGCAUGGGGCCCGACACACCCGAACUCCCCCUGGAUGGAGCCCCAGACUUGGAGGACCCGGAGCCCUCCACCACUCUCGCUUACGUCUCCCUCACAGAGGAGGCCCAUCCUGGGGACGAUGUCAUGGAGGAGGAGGGUGUGGAGGAGCAGGUCACCCUGGUUGAGAUGGAGGAGAGUACAGUUAGGGAGGUGCAGGUAUCUUCUUCAGAGCCACAGACUGGGAUAGAAGAGCAGGUUUCAGCUGAACAAUUGGUGGAGGAGAGAGAGGAGGAGGAGACUGGAGCCCAGGAGGCUCAAGCCCUGUCUGAGGAGGGGGAGGCCCAGGUGCAGCCUAAACCUGAGGGUAUGGAGAUGGAGUUGGACAGUGAGGAACCUACCACUGCUAUGGAGGAGCCGUUGGAAGGAGCCACGGGGCCUGUGCCGGCUGAGGAGGUAGUGGAGGUAGUGGAGGAGGAGGGACAGCAGGUGGUGGUGGAAGCCAAACCGAGGAGGGUUGACUGUUGCUGCCCAGCCCGCGCCUCCCCUCCAAUGCGGAGCGCCCUGCGGCGCAAGAACAGGCCCUGCUCGCUGCCCGUCUCGGAGCUGGAGACAGUGAUCGCCUCAUCGUGUGGCGACCCCGAGACACCACGCACCCACUACAUCCGCAUCCACCACCUCCUCCACAGCCUGCCUUCAGCACACCAACGGCAGGGCAGCGGGGAGGAGGAAGAGGGGGAGGAGGAGGGAGGGUCUUCUACCGAGGAGCCGACCAUCAAACCCACCUCCAAGGACGGGGAGGAAGGGGAAGGGGAGGAGGAGGAGGAGGAAGGAGACGCGUCCCAAUCCCUGGCGUCCCCCUCCCAGGUGCGUGAGUGCACAGCCCCCUGCUGUCGUAGUAGGACCCUCCCCCGCAGUCUGUCCAUCGAGCGCCUGUCAGAACUCAACCAGCUCCUGGAUGGAGGGGAGAGGGGAGGGAGGACGCUGCACCCACGCCUGGAGAACGAAGAGGCGGAAGGGGGCGGAAGCGGUCGGGGAGUGAGGGGGAGCGAGUGUGAGUUGUGCGACAACUCCUGCUACAGCACGUCUUGUUAUAGCACCAGUUGUUACAGCACUUCCUGCUACAGCAACUCUGGCUACGAGGGGCGCAACCGCCCCUGCAGCCACACACGGCUGUCGUCGGUGGACAGCACACGCCUCUCAGAGAGCACCGUCUUCUCCUCGCAGGACGAAGAGGAGGAAGAGGAGGAGAACAGCGCCUUUGAGUCGGUGCCUGACUCCAUCCAGAGCCCCGACACCAGGGAGCCUGGCGGCGAUGGGACGACAGCAGAAUGGAGGCAGGAGACGGAGGAGGGGACGAGAGGGGAGAAUGGGGAGUCGCCGGUGGCCGGGCCUAGCGAUAGGACAGUAGGAGGAGAUAGUUACUUGCCAUGCGGUCAUCCUCCUGCUUUGCGACCUGACACCCACCAUUACCCAACUGUUGAUGAACCGUUGCCUCCAAACUGGGAGGCGCGCAUCGACAGCCACGGACGUGUCUUCUACGUGGACCAUGUGAACCGCACCACCACCUGGCGGAGGCCCACGCACGCCGCCUCCAAGUGUAACGGCAUCCAGCGCUCCAGCUCCACCCAGCAGAUGGAGCAGCUCAACAGGAGGUACCAGAACAUCCAGAGGACCAUGGCGACGGAGGAUGAGUGUGGUGGACGGAGGUUGGAGAGAAGUGUCAGCACGGAAACGGAAACAGACUCUCCACCACAGGCCAUUGAGCCAAGGAGAGAGGGCCCCUCAUCCCCUGUCAGCAACCAGAAGAUCACCCUGCUCCUCCAGUGCCCCGCCGUUAAGUUCAUCACCCACCCUGAGUUCUUCACGGUCCUGCACGCCAACUACGGUGCCUACCGGAUAUUCACCAACAGUACCUGUCUGAAGCACAUGAUCCUGAAGGUACGGCGGGACGCCCGCAACUUUGAGCGCUACCAGCACAACAGAGACCUGGUGAUUUUCCUCAACAAGUUUGCCGACACACAACUAGAGCUGCCCCGAGGCUGGGAGAUCAAAACAGACCCACAGGGCAAGUCGUUUUUCGUGGACCACAACAGCCGGGCGACAACCUUCAUUGACCCCAGGAUCCCCUUACAGAACGGCCGUCUGCCCAACCAUCUGACCCACAGGCAGCACCUGCAGAGACUGCGCAGCUACAGUGCUGGAGAGGCGUCUGAUGUGUCCCGGAGUCGAGUAGCUUCCCUGAUUCACAGACCUGGGAACAGCCUGGUAGCCGCCAUACGUAGCCAGUACAACGCCGACUCCACACCGUUAGGUGCACCAUCUUACAAUGACAAGAUAGUGGCGUUUCUUCGCCAGCCAAACAUCUUUGAGAUGCUUCAAGAGCGCCAGCCGAGCCUGGCCAGGAACCAUGUACUAAGGGAGAAGAUCCACUACAUCAAGACGGAAGGUUCACAGGGGGUGGAGAAGCUGUCUUGUGAUGCUGACCUGGUCAUUCUACUGAGCUUGUUUGAGGAGGAAAUCAUGUCCUAUGUUCCACCCCACUCCUUUCACCCGGGGUACAGCUUCUCGCCUCGCUGCUCACCCGGAUCCUCGCCACAAAACUCCCCAGGCUUACAGAGGGCCCGAGCUCCGGCUCCAUACCGCAGAGACUUUGAAGCCAAACUGCGUAACUUUUACAGGAAGCUGGAAGCUAAGGGCUAUGGCCAGGGGCCAGGGAAGAUCAAACUGAUCAUCAGAAGAGACCACCUGUUGGAGGGCACCUUCAACCAGGUGAUGGCCUACUCCCGCAAGGAGCUGCAGAGGAACAAGCUCUACAUCACCUUCCUGGGAGAGGAGGGGCUGGACUACAGCGGCCCCUCCAGGGAGUUCUUCUUCCUGUUGUCCCAAGAGCUAUUCAACCCUUACUACGGCCUGUUUGAGUACUCAGCCAACGACACUUACACCGUCCAGAUCAGCCCCAUGUCUGCCUUCGUUGAGAACCAUCUGGAAUGGUUCCGCUUCAGUGGGCGUAUUCUAGGCCUGGCCCUGAUCCACCAGUAUCUGCUGGAUGCCUUCUUCACACGACCCUUCUACAAGGCCCUCCUCAGACUAUCCACAGACCUGAGUGAUCUGGAGUAUCUGGAUGAGGAGUUCCAUCAGAGUCUCCAGUGGAUGAAGGAAAAUGACAUCACUGACAUCCUGGACCUCACCUUCACUGUCAAUGAGGAGGUCUUUGGCCAGGUGACGGAGCGGGAGCUAAAGUCGGGUGGCUCCAACCUUCAGGUGACGGAGAAGAACAAGAAGGAGUACAUUGAGCGCAUGGCCAAGUGGAGGGUAGAGCGCGGGGUGGUGCAGCAGACUGAGGCCCUGGUCCGAGGCUUCUAUGAGGUGGUAGACUCUCGUCUGGUGUCGGUGUUUGAUGCCAGAGAGCUGGAGCUGGUCAUUGCAGGGACGGCUGAGAUCGACCUAAACGACUGGAGGACCAACACAGAGUACAGAGGAGGUUACCAUGACGGCCACAUAGUGAUGCGGUGGUUCUGGGGCGCGGUGGAACGCUUCAACAACGAGCAGAGACUGCGGCUGCUGCAGUUUGUGACGGGCACCUCCAGCGUUCCAUACGAAGGCUUCGCUGCCCUACGGGGAAGCAACGGCCUACGACGCUUCUGCAUCGAGAAGUGGGGCAAGGUCACCUCACUACCCAGGGCUCACACGUGCUUCAACCGCCUGGACCUUCCACCUUACCCCUCCUACACCAUGCUGUAUGAGAAACUGCUGAUUGCUGUGGAGGAGACCAGUACCUUUGGCCUGGAGUGAGACUAACCACUGACCACUGACUGACUUCCUUUGGCACCCUACUAACAAACUUGUUUUAUUUUUACGUAAAAAUAUUAACUCUGGACAAAUGGCAUCCUCAGUUGUUGUUUUCUUACAAUACGUACCUGAGGAGUGGGUUUGAAAAAGAGGGAUCAAACGUAUUAAAACUUGCAUGCACUGCAUCACUCAUCUGAGACAUUGUACAUAAACCAACAUGUAUGCAACAGUGAAGACCCUGGCUCCAGCCCGUUCUACGACCCCCCCACUUUGUCCAUUUCAUGGUCUCAUCAGUUUAAUCUUCCCCAUAAGACUAUUCCAGCUCCAAAGACUGAGGCUGACACUAUGCAGGGGAGGGGCUUGCUCCACCGGCUGCCACCCACAGCCCGCCACCUCUGGCAUCAGAGGGAGUGACAUCGGCGGUGACCCCCUAAAAAUUGUAAGUCUCUCCAGACCUUAAUCUUGUCCUAUCAAUCAUCGCAGAGCAUUUCCUGAAAUCACCUUGACUCCCGACGACCAUUCAGUGACAAGACCAAAACAUUUUUUAUUUCCAUUGUUACAUUUAAUAAGCAUGUUUCAUGCAUGUUUCACCAAUUGCUUUAUCAUCAUAAGGGCAUCACUGUUUUCCUCAGAGUGGAUGAACAGGUGCUUUUUUAGGAAUUCCUUCACUGUUCUGAGUCCAUGCCCAGCCUGGGUGUACUUACUGCACACAGUUGUCUGAAUCUCCCGCCCAAGAAAGAUACUGUACUAUGCCUCCAUGAGUUAUUGCCUCAGUGACACCAGCUAUGUGUUAAUGAAUUACACAUACUAUUGGAGACGCCAAUGCAGUGGUGCAAUGGUUUUUGCCGCAUCAUGGCAGUAGGAGGCUUAUUAGAGUCACAGUUCCUGUACAGUGAGAGGAACUGUAGAGACCCAGGUGAUGAUGUAACUUGUACAAGGCUAAGAUUAGAAUGUGAAAGGCUAAGCUCAGAGUUCUCUUGUCAGCCUUGCAGUGUCAUUGAGCUCACACCAUAAAUAAUACCCUUGUCAUUCGGAACAUGGGCUUUGUAAUUUAAGCCCAAACGCUGACUGGGAGAUCUCAACCAUAGAGGCAAAUUCUGUACUGUGAGGCACUGUGCAACUUUGAUGGAGUGUAACAUCAUGUUGAACAUCCCUUUCUGUCCUGGUCUAGUGUUGACAAUUAUUCUUGGGGUAUCGUCCUUUGUUUUUAACAUUUUCAUUGAAAGGAUGUACACUAAAUGGCAGUUUCUAGAACACAGAUUAGGCAUAGUCCUAUACCAGUGGUAUUCAAAGUCGGAGGGAAUUGCAGUUGUGUUUUUUUGGGGAGAAAGAAAAUGAGGAUUGUAUAUUGUCCCAUACAAUAACAUGUAAACGUUUUUUUGAGAAACAUAAUUAGAAAAAUCUAAUUUUAUUAAGUCAAUUUAUUAUUUUGAUAAAAUAUUAAAAUAUAAUCAAUUGAAGGUUAUUUGUUUAUGUAAAUAUCGAAAUUGACAGAUUUUCAGGUUGCGUCAUUAGAUUUAGGGUGGGGGGGAGUCGCCAGAAAUUCUGACGAAAGAAAAAAGGGGUCCCCGCUGAAAAAGACUAAAAAGCUAUUUCAAUGAAGAUUCUCAAUUGACUGUGCUUUUUAGUCCUGAACCAGUAUUAAUCGGUUUCAGGAAAACCAGCCCUAAAUGGCCCCUAGUUAUACUGUAAAAUACUGUAGAUUGUCCAUGAUUGAAGCUACAGCUGGUGUACUAUGAUCAUAGUAUAAUAUUUGUAUGGAAAGAACCAGGGCUACUACAAAAACUAAAAAAUGUUCAGGGAGCAUAGAAGAUUCUGGUUAGUUUUGUUUCAUAAGUACUGUUGUUUUUUUUUCUAUCAUGUUUUUUUGAUUAUUUUUUUGUCAAAGCGGGUGAUGUAAUAUUUUGGUUUCUCUUUAGGACCAUAAGGUGGAAAACUAAUUUGAAUGUUUUGUUUGGUAAACAUUGUCCAGUAUUGUUUAGGUGUUUUUAUAAUGAUGGCAUAGGAAUUGAAAUGCUUUCAAAAACAGGACUUUUAUGUGCCGCCCCCCAUGUGUACAUAGUUUUUUGUUACUUAUGCCUUCAUUUAGUACCUUUUUUUAUAUUUUUCAUGAUUUUGAAUUGUAUUUCAAAAUGGCUUUGUUCAUUUUGAAUUUGUGGGGAAAUGUUGGUGUUGUCUUCCUUCCCUUUGCACUGUAAAUGUAACCUUGACCACUUUCUCUUCCUCGUUCUAUUUCGUCACUAUCUGGCCAAGUUGCAAAGUCAGGAGCCCUGUCUCUAUUCUCUGUUCUAUUCUUAAAAUCUGAUUUUAAACCUAACCGUGACUCUAACCUUAUCCACACUGCUAACCUUAUGCCUAACCCUAACCUUAAAAAUGUUUUGUUUCAUACAUUUUUAUGAAAUAGACAAUUUUGCAGUUUGGCCAUCUAGUGGGAACCCAAUCUAUCCAUCUUCUAUGUUGGUAUUGACUGGUGAAAAUUGUUGUUGUUUAUUCAAGUUGUUGACGUAGGAAUUGCAUCCUUAAUGGUCGAAGACACAGAGAAUGUCUGCAUACCAAAUGGUACCCUUUUCCCUAUGUAGUGCACUACUUUUGACUAGGCCCUGUCAAAAGUAGUGCACUAUAUAGGGGUUGGGCAGCCAUUUGGGACAUACAAAUGUGUCAUGUAGAGAAUAAGUCAUUUUGUUUGAAUUGUCUAGCAUUGUAUUUUUUAAAAAUAUGUAAUUCAGUAGUCUAUUUUUACUGGCUUUAUGAAGAAUUUUAUCCAUAGAAUAUCCUGGUCAUCACUUGGUAUGAUCGAUCCUAUAAUAUGAGAAUAUUUAUUAAAUUAAUAUUGCUCUUAAAUUAUUCAAUAUUACCCUUAAAUUAUUCUAAAUGAUCUAUGUACGUUGUUUAAGUGCAUUAACUAUUCAAAUAUUUAAGAUCAGAGCUUGAUCAGAGCAUUCAAAUAAAUAAUGCACCGAUAAUUCAAUCUAACUGUACUACAGUUUGAGUACCUUAUUUUUGUGAUUUUUUACAAAUCUAAUCUUUUUAUUUGCCUAUUUAUUUUUCAUGUUAUAUCCCCUUGGGAACAGCAAGGUAACAGUAGAUCUUCCAAUCAUCAGUCAAAACCUGGCAGAGAGGUUGUGAUAUUGAUUAGCAUUAGCAUCUAUACCUUGUUGAUAUGACUUGAUAAAAGGCUCCCUCUUAUGGAAAUUGGUACUUUGUCCUCUCCUUUUUAACUUUCCUUGUCCUGUAGGACUUUGUCUUUCAGAAUUGUGACAUUUUGAAAGACAUGUUUCAUGAUCAAAUUUGGUUUGAUGACAGGUCACUAAAUUCUCAGGCUGUGCUUUCGCUCCAUGUACUCAUAUCACUGUACACGAAUGUCAAUAAACAAUCACUUUGUAAUUAA